Messenger RNA from Nannospalax galili (Upper Galilee mountains blind mole rat), 2953 nucleotides. It is a transcript of the gene Ccnl1, whose product is annotated as cyclin L1. The record is from RefSeq and is a predicted model, not a curated record. Gene Ontology annotation, biological process: regulation of transcription by RNA polymerase II. Lineage: Eukaryota; Metazoa; Chordata; Mammalia; Rodentia; Spalacidae. Gene Ontology annotation, molecular function: cyclin-dependent protein serine/threonine kinase regulator activity. Bases 834 to 1532 code for a protein of 232 amino acids. Gene Ontology annotation, cellular component: nucleus. The transcript is spliced from 6 exons.
AGCACUCCGGGGCAUAAUGAAAUCACCUCCCCCAAAUCCUCACUUUAAGACUAUUUUGGGAAACGGGGAUUUUCCAGAUUACUGAAAGCCAGGGUGACAGGUGGCUAGGGGCCACCCACCGACAUCUGGGUCAAGUUUGGGUUGGCCAAAACUGAUGCUUCACUCUACUUUUCCUUUAUAAAAUUUAUCAUUUAUUUAAUUUUUACGUUUCAUGAGUGUAUUGUCUGCAUGUAUGUAAGUGCACCCAGGUCGUGCAAUGCACCCGGAGAGCAGAGGAGGUCGUCGGAUCCCCUGGAAUUGGAGUUAAGUGCGGUUAGUCACCAGAUGGGUGCUGGGAACCGAACCUGGGUCCGCUGCUCCCACUGCUCUUAACCGCUGAGCAUCGCUCCAGUGCUCACUUUCCGGUUUUCUGAAGACGACGCUGCCCCGUGCAGGCGGCUCGGGUCACUUUCGACACCAGUUUCGCCGCCCGCCCCGCGCAAACGUGAACUUAGAGGGAUUACGACGAUCGUGCGGGAACCGAGGCUCUGCCUCGGAGAUUUCCGUGAGGCUCCGUAUUAUCCGGAGGCUCGGGGUAGUAUGAACCCGGCGGCCGGGAUCAGGUCACCGCCGCUCUUCCUCCGCCGCCCCCUCCUCAGCCGAGCGCGGCGGGCGCAGCCCGGAGGAACUCGUUGGCGCGCCGGCUGGCGUCGUGACGUCAGGGCGGAAGCGCACGCUGCGUACAGAGGCCCCGAAGCCGGCAGUCACUGGAAUAUCCGUCGCGCCGAGGACGCUGGUUAGUCUCACUUUGGGUUCCGGCUGCGUCGGGCGUGCGUAUAACGCUCGCUAGAACUAUGGCGUCCGGGCCUCACCCGACCUCCACCGCGGCGGCCGCCGCCUCGUCGGCAGCCCCGAGUGCGGGCGGCUCCAGCUCGGGCACUACGACCACCACGACCACCACGACGGGAGGUAUCCUGAUCGGAGACCGCCUGUACUCGGAGGUGUCGCUCACCAUCGACCACUCGCUCAUUCCGGAGGAGCGGCUGUCGCCCACGCCGUCCAUGCAGGACGGCCUCGACCUGCCCAGCGAGACGGACUUGCGCAUCCUGGGCUGCGAACUCAUCCAGGCCGCCGGCAUCCUCCUCCGGCUGCCGCAGGUGGCGAUGGCAACGGGGCAGGUGUUGUUUCACCGUUUUUUCUACUCAAAGUCUUUCGUCAAACACAGUUUCGAGAUUGUUGCCAUGGCCUGUAUUAAUCUUGCAUCAAAAAUCGAAGAAGCACCUAGAAGAAUAAGAGAUGUGAUUAACGUGUUCCACCACCUCCGCCAGUUAAGAGGAAAAAGGACUCCAAGCCCCCUGAUUCUUGAUCAGAACUACAUUAACACCAAAAAUCAAGUUAUCAAGGCAGAAAGACGGGUGCUGAAGGAGUUGGGGUUUUGUGUUCAUGUCAAGCAUCCCCAUAAGAUCAUUGUAAUGUAUUUACAAGUCUUAGAAUGUGAACGUAACCAAACCCUGGUUCAAACUGCCUGGGUAGUCCAUGAUGGUAAGUCAUAGAACUCUGCCCUCUGCACUUCAGCCCAUGACCUCAGGAUGGCCUGAUUGGCUAGCCUGCUCUCCAGCCAAUCCAGUGCAAGCUCUCAUCCGAGAUUCACUGAAGUGGUCCAUAUCCAUCUGGCAGCAUCUUCUAGUUCUGUCGGGGUGUCAAAAGGAUUUGUAUAUUUGCUUCUAGAAGUAACUAUGCAUCAUGCCUAUGUAUUUAAUGUGUACCUGUAACUAUCAAAAUGAAUAAUUCAUUUUUGAUAGAUUGUUGUCCAGCCAUUAUGAAUUAAAUGAUUUUUUUUUUUAAAUUAGGAAUUCAGUUUAAAUUUCUACAUACAGUGUGUAUCUUCAGUUCUACAAGAGGGGGCUGUAAAAGGGCACCCAGUUUCCAUUUUAGGUUUAUCUAGCUGGUAAGCUAUUUCAGGCAAUGAUACAAGAAGCAUUUCAUUUUAGAAAGAAGUUAAUGUUAUUUAAAUGCUUUGAACUUUUGAGGUGUGCAGCAAGAUUAAGUAAGGAAAUUGUGGUUCAGCCUUAACUAUGAUUCAUAAGACUGUUAAUAUACAAGAAUUGAAUAAUUCUGGACUUUUCCAGAAAGAUGCCUUUUAUGAUUGCCAUGCUUUUGAAUUCAGUAAAUGCUGGUAACUUUAGAAAAGUCUCAUUGCUUUAUUGAAAUGCAUGACUUUUAAUAUGUUCUAUACAGCAGAUUCAGUAGUUUUAAUGAGUAAAGGAUUUUAAAGAAAUCCAUUUAAUUUUCACCUCAGGCUUUUAUUAUAAAGUUUCUUUUAGUUAAGGAGUUUUGUGGGGUGGGUUCACUAGAAACUGCAGAAGUUUAUAAAGUAGGUAAGUGCUUUUAUUUAUACUUAGUUACAAAAAGGUAUGUAAAUGAGGCAAUUAUGAUGUAUAUUUGUUCAUUUCUACUUAGAAUUUUUUUUGAAGUUUUAUGUUAAGUGUAACUUGGUGGGUUCUUCCUAAAAAUGCCUUUUUUACCCCUCUCACACACAGUAUUUUGAAUUUUUGGAAGAACUGCUUUUCAUUGUGGAUAAAGGAGAGAUGGUCAACAAUUGGCUUGAAGUAUUGUUGGAGUGGUGAAUUCUGAAACUGAUCAUGUCAGAAUUGACUUCCCAAGCAUUGCUUUUUAUAGGAAUUCAUUAAGAGAGGAGACUGUUGAGGAGUAAGAUCUGUAUGCAUAAUAUGGAACUUAAAAGUGCUUUGGUCACACCUAAGACAACUGAAAUUAGUCCUAGUAUUCUUGUUGGGGUUUUUUUUGGGCGGUGGGGAUAAUUAAGAUUUGUAACAUGGUACAGUCUGAAGAUGUGACUAUCAGAGAAGAAAAAAGAAUAAAGUAGAUUGAGUCUCCAAUUUUAUGUAGGCUUCAGAAGAGAACUGGUUUGCUUAUAGACUAAGUUUAAAGUUGAAAUAUUUUUCAGGAAUUACAU